Messenger RNA from Punctularia strigosozonata HHB-11173 SS5, 255 nucleotides. RefSeq lists its product as uncharacterized. NCBI's taxonomy places the organism in Eukaryota, Fungi, Basidiomycota, Agaricomycetes, Corticiales, Punctulariaceae. The record is from RefSeq and is a predicted model, not a curated record. The transcript is spliced from 6 exons. Bases 1 to 255 code for a protein of 84 amino acids.
AUGAUGAUGGUGGGGCUGCGAAAGACGAGGUAUCCCGGUAAACUAUGGAACCUGGCGUACAAGCAGGGCAUCGUCUGGACGCUUGUUCCCGUGCUGCUGGAAAUACCUAACGUUAUAUUCCUGGUCCUGGACUUGAACGAUGUCAUCAGUGUAGUGUUUGAGACGGUAUUCACGGUAUUCCUGGCAAUCGUCGUAACAAGGAUCUACCGGGACAUGUCGGAAUUUUCUCCUGGUCCAAACGAGCGAGUGGUUUGA